Trichosporon asahii var. asahii CBS 2479 is the source of this 2175-nucleotide messenger RNA. RefSeq names its product glycogenin glucosyltransferase. The transcript is spliced from 4 exons. Gene Ontology annotation, molecular function: glycosyltransferase activity. The record is from RefSeq and is a predicted model, not a curated record. NCBI's taxonomy places the organism in Eukaryota, Fungi, Basidiomycota, Tremellomycetes, Trichosporonales, Trichosporonaceae. Bases 1 to 2175 code for a protein of 724 amino acids. Gene Ontology annotation, cellular component: cytoplasm.
AUGCUUCCGCAAGCAUUCGUCACUCUUCUUACGGACUCGUCGUACCUACCGGGGGCUCUUGUGUUGCUUCACGCUCUGAAAGAGCUUCAUCCGACCCCAAGAGACUUCAAGAUCGUUUGCCUCAUCAGUCCAGAGACGGUUGACGCCCGGGUUGUCGGAGUUCUUCAGAAUGCUGGGUUUGACCUUGUGAUUGGCGUGGAACCGAUUGCCUCUGGUCGCACGGAUCUGAACCUUGCUCUCACCAAACUGCACGUUUUCCGCUUAGGUUCCAUUUUCUCCACGAUCAUCUAUCUCGACGCCGACACAUUACCCAUCAAACCCCUUUCGCACCUCUUCGACUCGACCAGUCCCCACACCCUGUCCGCGUGUCCGGACAUCGGAUGGCCCGACUGUUUCAACUCAGGUGUAAUGGUCAUCCGACCGCAGGAAUCGGACUUUGAGAGCUUGUGGAAAGCAAUGCGGACCGAGGACAGCAGCUUUGACGGUGCUGAUCAAGGCUUAUUGAACCAGUACUUCUCGGAGGACGGUACUGGGGAGACAUGGAACAGACUUCCCUUCACCGCAGCCUAUCAGUACGCCCCGGCGUACAAAUACUACGCGAACAAAAUCAGCAUCCUGCACUUUAUCGGGACGAAGAAACCGUGGCAGAGCCUCGCAUCCCGCGCUGCCGGGUCGAAGAGUCAAUCUACCAACCCCUUCGACUACAGCAGAUUACUGGACCUCUGGUAUGAUGUGUACGACAGGUUUGUAAGGCCCUCCACAGCCUCCCAGCCAGAUAUCGCUCGGCGUUUCGAAGUGCCCCAGCACAUCUCUGUGUGGAACCAACCCCAGGUCGCUGGCACCCCGGACGGGAGAAUGAGUCUAGAGGACCUAAAGGCGUCCACCCUCUCCGGAGUGGCCGCCAUGAAGCAGGAUCGCUACAUGUCAAUGCCCCUCGAAGGUCGAGUCGACUUGUUGAUGCCCAAGGGUGACACCGCAAGCUCACCCGACCAUAGCGACCGGGACCGGGACAUUCUGCACGGCAAACCCGCUGCGUCUGUCAACCACACGGAUGCCGACUCGACCAAUCCUCCUCAGACGAUUGUGCGGACUCGCAAGGAUAUCGAGCAACAAAACCUUGAGAGUCCGGCCGAAAAAUCAGCUUGGGAUGCGGCUCAUUACCCCCCACCGAAGAAUAGCCGACCGGAGAUGGCUAUUCCUAUGACAACAAUCUAUGCCCCGGCGUGGGAUGAGCCCUCAAGCGCUUCUGCCGUCUACUUUGAGGGAAUGGUAGAGACAUCACUCGACUACCCUACGCUCCCUGAAAACGUCCUGUCGAAUGACUGGUAUGGAGACAUCACAGCGACGCGGCCGGACCCUCGAAUGGUAUCGAACGUGUUUCCUUGGGAGAGCGAUGCUCAGAGCCGCCCCGCAGCGACUCGACGAUUCCCCCAAGAUCGCCCGGCGGAGGACGCCCUGCGCGAUGCGCUGCCGUCUGGCGACCUGCGCAGCCCCGAAAGCUCCUCAGAAAGCGCUUCAGAGGCACACAGCACCGAACACAACCGUUCUCAACUUCACGGCGCAUCUGAGGGUGGCCGGAAUGAGCAUACCGAGUCGGGUGCCUCCAACAGGUGUCACCCCGCUCUCAGCUUUGCUGAAUCCAUGGCCUCAUAUACAAACGCUUGGGAUGAGGUUGCGUCCAUCCACACAUAUGCUCAGCGGUUAACCGCAUUGGGCAUCGGUGUCGAGCGCCGUGCGCAAACGAGUGGGUUGGAGACCACAGUAGGAACUCCUCGAGGGACCUCCACGCCCGCGCCAGCAUAUCAAGACCAUCCCUCGAGGCGCCGCUCGCCUUCAUCUAGCAGUGCUGACGGGGACGAUGAAGACGAGAGGGGCCGUGGUCUUCAUGCGAAGGCGAGCCGCAGGCGCACUCCUACGUACAGGGACAGGGAAGCCCAAACGGAGCGCCUUGGUGUAGAUGCCAUGGUGCAGACCACGACGGGACCGCCGGAGGCUGUAGGAGGGCGUGCGCCCCUCACUGUCAGCCCUGCUGAGGCGCCACGUCCAUCGCACUCCCGGCAGCAUUCCAGUCGUUCAUGGAACCCCACUACGGACAUCGAUUUAAGAAGGCAGGAUUCUGCAGAGGUCCUCCAUCGACUCAUGAAGACAAAUGUUGGGCCGGGCUUGGGGACGUGA